Molecule: messenger RNA, 660 nt
Organism: Melanotaenia boesemani (Boeseman's rainbowfish)
Lineage: Eukaryota; Metazoa; Chordata; Actinopteri; Atheriniformes; Melanotaeniidae
Product: cytochrome P450 2J4-like
Exons: 4
Coding region: 127-660 (177 amino acids)
Biological process (GO): xenobiotic metabolic process
Cellular component (GO): intracellular membrane-bounded organelle; cytoplasm
Molecular function (GO): iron ion binding; heme binding; oxidoreductase activity, acting on paired donors, with incorporation or reduction of molecular oxygen, reduced flavin or flavoprotein as one donor, and incorporation of one atom of oxygen
Source: RefSeq, a predicted model, not a curated record
AGCUUUUUGAAUGUGCAGGUCCUGAUGAAUAAAAUGAAAGUUUUCUGAAAGUAGGUAUAACCAGACAGAAAUAUUUCAAUUAUUUGAAGACUGCCAGAUGAUCUGACAAAUCUUCCUGCUCUGUAGAUGUACAACACGAUGCCCUGGCUGAUGAAGAGACUGCCUGGACCUCAUCAGAGGACGUUCACAUUAUAUAAACAUACAACUGACUUCAUAAAAAUCAAGAUGGAGGAACACAGAGAGAAGCUUGAUACCUCAUCACCAAGGGACUUCAUUGACUCUUACCUUAUAGAAAUGGAAAAGAACGAGGACAAAGAUUCUGGUUUUGAUCUCAUCAGUUUGUGUUUUUGUACUCUGGACCUCUUUAUUGCUGGAACUGAAACUACAACAAUUACUUUGCUUUGGGGGCUGCUAUACAAGAUGUACUACCCAGACAUACAGGAGAGAGUCCAGGCUGAGCUAGACUCCGUGAUUGGUUCAUCCAGACAGGUCUCUAUGUCUGACAGAGAAAACAUGCCCUACACUGAUGCUGUCGUUCAUGAGAUACAGAGAAUGGCCAGCAUUGCCCCACUCAACUUGUUCCACAUGAUAAACAAGGACACCAUCUUGGAUAAGUACACAAGCCCAAAGGUUCAGCUCCAUGUUGAUAAUUCCAUUUAA